GGAUAUUUUUUUUGAUUUGGCAUUAUUCAACAAGAAAAAAAAUUUCGACAAAUUCCUUUUUUUUUGAAAAUUAUGUGAUAAUUAUGAGAACCAAUCCUACUACUUCGCGUCCCGGGAUUUCCACAAUUGAAGAAAAAAGCGUAGGGCGUAUUGAUCAAAUUAUUGGACCCGUGCUGGAUAUCACUUUUCCCCCGGGCAAGUUGCCUUAUAUUUAUAAUGCUUUGAUAGUCAAGAGUCGAGACACUGCCGAUAAGCAAAUUAAUGUGACUUGUGAGGUACAACAAUUAUUAGGAAAUAAUCGAGUUAGAGCUGUGGCUAUGAGUGCUACAGAGGGGUUGAUGAGAGGAAUGGAAGUGAUUGACACGGGAACUCCUCUCAGUGUUCCAGUCGGUGGAGCUACUCUCGGACGAAUUUUUAACGUUCUUGGGGAGCCUAUUGACAAUUUGGGUCCUGUGGAUACUAGUGCAACAUUUCCUAUUCAUAGAUCUGCGCCUGCCUUUAUCGAGUUAGAUACGAAAUUAUCUAUCUUUGAAACAGGUAUUAAGGUGGUCGAUCUUUUAGCUCCCUAUCGACGUGGAGGAAAAAUCGGACUGUUUGGGGGGGCAGGAGUAGGUAAAACAGUACUCAUCAUGGAAUUAAUCAAUAACAUUGCUAAAGCUCAUGGAGGCGUAUCCGUAUUUGGCGGAGUAGGGGAACGGACUCGUGAAGGAAAUGAUCUUUAUAUGGAAAUGAAGGAAUCCGGAGUAAUUAAUGAAAAAAAUAUUGAGGAAUCAAAGGUAGCUCUAGUCUAUGGCCAAAUGAAUGAACCGCCGGGAGCUCGUAUGAGAGUUGGUUUAACUGCCCUAACUAUGGCAGAAUAUUUCCGAGAUGUUAAUAAGCAAGACGUGCUUUUAUUCAUCGAUAAUAUCUUUCGUUUUGUUCAAGCAGGAUCGGAAGUAUCCGCCUUAUUAGGCAGAAUGCCUUCCGCAGUGGGUUAUCAACCUACCCUUAGUACAGAAAUGGGUUCUUUGCAAGAAAGAAUUACUUCUACCAAAAAGGGAUCUAUAACUUCGAUCCAAGCAGUUUAUGUACCUGCAGACGAUUUGACCGACCCUGCUCCUGCCACAACAUUUGCACAUUUGGACGCUACUACCGUACUUUCCAGAGGAUUAGCUUCCAAGGGUAUUUAUCCCGCAGUGGAUCCUUUAGAUUCAACCUCAACUAUGUUACAGCCUCGGAUUGUUGGCAACGAACAUUAUGAAACUGCGCAAAGAGUUAAGGAAACUUUACAACGUUACAAAGAACUUCAGGACAUUAUCGCAAUUCUUGGAUUGGAUGAAUUAUCGGAGGAGGAUCGUUUAACUGUAGCAAGAGCACGAAAAAUCGAGCGGUUCUUAUCACAACCGUUCUUUGUGGCAGAAGUUUUUACCGGUUCUCCAGGAAAGUAUGUUGGUCUUGCAGAAACAAUUAGGGGAUUUCAACUAAUCCUUUCCGGAGAAUUAGACGGCCUACCCGAACAGGCUUUUUAUUUAGUGGGGAACAUCGAUGAAGCUAGCACGAAAGCUAUAAACUUAGAAGAGGAGAGCAAAUUGAAGAAAUGAAAUUAAAUCUUUAUGUACUGACUCCUAAACGAAUUAUUUGGGAUUGUGAAGUGAAAGAAAUCAUUUUAUCUACUAAUAGUGGCCAAAUUGGUGUAUUACCAAACCACGCCCCCAUUAACACAGCUGUAGAUAUGGGUCCUUUGAGAAUACGCCUCCUGAACGACCAAUGGUUAACGGCGGUUCUGUGGAGUGGUUUUGCAAGAAUAGUUAAUAAUGAGAUCAUCAUUUUAGGAAAUGAGAGAGACAAAAGAGAGGUCUUACAAGAAGGGGUAAACCCCUGCUAUGCAGGACUCCCCAAAGGAACACACACACUUAGAAACUAUUACAUGAUCAUUACAUUACAUAAUUUUCUCCGACCACACUGAGGACUACGACUAAGCGCAAGCUUCCAAUAUGUUUGGCUCCAGCUAGCACCCAGCACGCCAACUCAUCUAAGAAACUUCUCUGCACCUUGCCGAUGGAGGGAGAAUCACCCUCAAAAACCACCCGGUUACGUUGCAGCCAUAAACACCAAGCACCUAGAAUAAUGGCACUAUUAAAGCCUUUCUUCUUGUCUUUAUGCAUUCGGUUGCAAACUCUUUUCCACCGGUCAGCAAAAGCGAUAUCCUUUACCCCAGGGGAGAGGUGACCAAGACCGAAAGGAGAUAGGUGGUUGUACCAAAAUUGCCGAGCAAAGACACACGUAGUCAAGAGAUGUUGAACUGUUUCUUGCUCCUGGUCACAAAGAGGGCAUGCUUCCGGAUGUGGGAGGCCUCUUUUUGCCAAAGUAUCAGAUGUCCAACAUUUAUUCCUCAUAGCCGCCAUAGAAAGGUCUUACAUUUAGGAGGGGCCCGACUUUUCCAUAGCCUCUUCCAUGGCUCAAAAGGGAUGGAUCCUUGUAGCAGGAUUUAGAUGAAAACCGACUAGAAGUCUCGUAUUUCCACACAUGCCGCUCAUCAUCCUGGGUCAACACAACCUCUCCCAAAGAAUCACAGAGAAGAAGGUAUUGUUGCAUCCCUAGUAAAGAAAGGGGGAAAUAAUUGCCCUCACCCACAAUCUGUUGUCAAGACCUUGUGCCACUGUUCUAGAGGAAAGGGUCUUCUUAUCAACUUUAGCAGCCACCUCAGGAGCAAUGUCCUGAAUACAGCAGCCAUUCAGCCAUCUAUCAGACAAGAACAGCAUGUUGUUUCCGUUUCCCACAAAGGAGACAACCGAGCUAGCAAAUAGCUGUUGAACCUGAGG
Messenger RNA from Zea mays, 2801 nucleotides. RefSeq names its product ATP synthase subunit beta, chloroplastic. Gene Ontology annotation, molecular function: ATP hydrolysis activity; ATP binding; proton-transporting ATP synthase activity, rotational mechanism. Gene Ontology annotation, biological process: proton motive force-driven mitochondrial ATP synthesis; proton transmembrane transport. NCBI's taxonomy places the organism in Eukaryota, Viridiplantae, Streptophyta, Magnoliopsida, Poales, Poaceae. The transcript has a single exon. Gene Ontology annotation, cellular component: chloroplast thylakoid membrane; proton-transporting ATP synthase complex. The coding region runs from base 84 to 1580 and encodes 498 amino acids. The record is from RefSeq and is a predicted model, not a curated record.